AUGUCGUCCGAGAUAAUAACUGACUCUUUAAAGAAAAUUAAGACAAAUGGAAAAUUUAUUACAAAGGAAGAAUUAACGUCGUUAUUCGAUAAUAUUGUGAAAGAACUUAAUCAACAAAAAACAAGUAAUGAUAACAAAUUUUCGAUUGAAGAUAUAAAAGAUAUAGCCGUUACUUUGCACGAUGUUGGCGAUUAUGAAAAAUACAGUAUUUCAGAUUUAUUAAAUCAUCAAUUAUUUGUUAUAUUACGUGAUAUAUUGACAUCUUUAAUAAUUAAAUUGCAAAAAGAUGAGAAUUUUAAUGAAAAUGAAACGGUUGCAUCUCGAUAUAUAGGUGCCAUAUUUACCUGGUUAGUUUCAAGCGUGAAUGAUACAAAUGUGGACAUUUUCAAGACAUUAUUAUUAAAUAAAACGAUGAUUGAAUCAAUUGCACAAUGUCUUGAUAAUAUAGCUACAUCUGGUAAACAUUUAGAUGAUUUGAAUAUAUUAGUUCUCAAAUACAUUGUCCAAGCAUUAUCCUCGUUUCAGCAAGCACAAAAGCAAUUUCAGGACGAUUUUACCUUGUCGGUAAUAUUAAACUCAGUUAUAAAAUGUGUUUGUUCAAUAUAUUAUUUAGACGUUUUUAAAGGCAUUGUUGUUGAAUUAUUGAAACUAAAUUCUAAACAAGAGUUUCUGUUAAUUACAUGUAUUGAAUAUAUUACUAUUUAUGAUGGUGAACGAAUAGAAGAAAUAACUCUUACAAUGUCGGAAUCAAUGUUUAAUUAUUAUUUGAAAAUAUUUGAACAAUUUAUUCCAUUAAUUGAUGAAUGGAAUAACGUAGUGAUUAAAGCAAUAACAAACGCUGCUGUCCUAUUACAGUAUAUUUCAGCUGAUGAUUUACCAAAACUAAAUUUUAUAUCACAACAUGUACAAUUACUCGACUACGCGAUUACUAUUUUAAACUCCACAAAUUUUUUUAUUCAAAUAGAUGUAAAUAAUGAUAUCGCCGACUUAAUAGAAUUUACGCUACUGUACAUUUUCAUGCUGACCCUAAAUUCAAUACUUCUAGAACAUAUUAAAGAAAAAAAUUUGAUUAGCGUAUUUUUAAAAUUUAUCAAAGCAAAUAAUGAAAGUAUACAAUUUCAUUCAUAUCGUCUAUUAGCAACGAUUAUGAAUGAAGAUGGUAUUAAGUCAUUAUCAAAUCCAGCUAAAAUUACAGAAAUAUUCAUUAACUACAUUGAAAGAAAUAUCGAUAAUGUGUUGAGAAAACUGAGACUACAGAAUACUCUAUUAUCUUUGAAAAGUCUUAUACAACAUAAUUCAAUAAAAUCAGAAUUUGUAAAACAGAACGGAUUACCAUUAUUGAUUCGUUGUGCGUCAGAGUCAAAAUUUGAUGCCAUCAAAGUUCAACAACGUGCUCUCGAAAUUCUUUUGGCAUUAACGUUCAAUGAACAAGCAGCUGUGAUACUGAAAAAUGACCAGAUAUUCAUGAAACGAUUGAAAUCACCAUUCAAUGAACAAGGUGUUAAAAAAGCAGCUGAAGGGAUCGUUUGGAGAUUAGAAAAAGAAGCUCAACUAAUCAUACAGAACGAAAAUCAACAAACAUUCAACAAAAAAGAAGCUGCUCCUCUCGCUCAUAAAUAUGACAUUAUGAUCAGCUAUUCACAUUCAGACAAAGAUUUAUGUUAUCAAUUACAAGAACGUUUAGUUGCAGAUAAAUUUCGUGUUUGGUUGGAUCGUGAUAACUUGUAUGGUUCACAAAUGCAACAGAUGGCUGAUGCGAUAGAAAAUUCAGAAUUCAUUUUUAUCUGUAUGUCCGACACUUAUAAACAAAGUGCCUAUUGUCAGUCGGAAGCACAUUAUGCUUAUGAACGUCGUUGUCAGCUAAUACCAUUAAAAAUGAUCGAAAAAUAUCAGCCAGACGGAUGGCUCGGUCUAAUUGUUAGUGGUAAAACGUAUAUUACCUUUUCAGCAUCUGAAUUUGAUAAAGCAUAUCAAAAAUUAAUGGUAGAAAUAAGUCAUCAUAGAAGUCAAUCAGAACAAAAUAUUAUUCAUGGUCACGCUAUCUCACAUGGCAACAGUGAUCAUGUGACAGACACUUCUAUUAUUGCAGCAAGCGCUGAAAAAGUUCUGAGCAGCACGAAUCAACUUGCUACAAGAAAAUCUGAAUAUUGUUCUAAACCAUAUAUCGAACAAUGGUCAAAGCAAGAUGUUUUAAAUUUUCUGAAUGAUAUGGAACUCCACAGUAUGAUUCCUCUAUGCGACAAGAUGGAUGGUCGUCAGUUACAUAAGUUCUACAAGAGUUGUGAUUCGAACAAUGAUGUCAUGUAUCAUUCUUUAAAAGCGGAAUUACUCGAUUUAUAUAAAAAAACAUUACCAUUUCAAGAUUAUCUUCGGUUUUUAGAUGAAUUAAAGAGAUAUGUUCCAUCUACUACUGGAACACAAACAGUAGCUAGCAUUAUUUGCAACAUGAUGUAG
Didymodactylos carnosus is the source of this 2454-nucleotide messenger RNA. Lineage: Eukaryota; Metazoa; Rotifera; Eurotatoria; Philodinida; Philodinidae. The record is from the annotation of a GenBank genome assembly.